AUGGACCUCUUCGGAUUAAUAGGCCGAACAGCCCUCGUUACUGGCGGCACUCGUGGAAUCGGCCAGCAGAUGACUAUAGCCUUGGCUGAAGCGGGUGCUGAUAUUGUCCUGGUACAGCGCAACGAAAGCAACGUCGAAACAAAAUCGCACAUCGAGUCCCUCGGCCGCAAAGCCACAAUCUACACAGCCGACCUGUCAAAUAGAGAAGACGUCUUAAGCCUCGUGAAAAGAGUCCUCAGCGAUGGACACGAUAUCUCAAUUCUCCUGAACUGCGCGGGGAUACAGCGUCGACAUCCGGCUUAUAUCUUCCCCGAUGAUGAUUGGGAUGAGGUCCUCCAAGUAAACCUCUCCACAAUCUUCACACUAUGCCGCGACAUAGGCGCAUACAUGCUCACCCGCCAAUCCCCCGACGGCCACAACAACAUCCACCGCGGAAACAUAAUCAACGUCGCUUCCCUCGUCUCCUUCCAAGGAGGCAUCACAGUCCCCGCCUACGCAGCUGCAAAAGGUGGCGUCGCGCAGUUGACAAAAGCAUUAUCGAACGAGUGGUCCGCGCGCGGUGUCAAUGUUAAUGCCAUUGCGCCCGGGUAUGUCGCUACGGAUAUGAAUGAGGCGUUGUUGAGAGAUCCGGAGAGGGCAGGGAGUAUUUUGGCAAGAAUCCCGAUGGGGCGAUGGGGCGUGCCGGAGGAUUUUAAAGGGGUGACGGUUUUCUUGGCGAGUCGGGCGAGUGCGUAUGUUACUGGGGAGAUCGUUACGGUUGAUGGGGGGUGGAUGGGGCGGUAG
Messenger RNA from Aspergillus chevalieri, 783 nucleotides. RefSeq lists its product as uncharacterized. The transcript has 3 exons. The record is from RefSeq and is a predicted model, not a curated record. Gene Ontology annotation, molecular function: oxidoreductase activity, acting on the CH-OH group of donors, NAD or NADP as acceptor. Lineage: Eukaryota; Fungi; Ascomycota; Eurotiomycetes; Eurotiales; Aspergillaceae. The coding region runs from base 1 to 783 and encodes 260 amino acids.